Molecule: messenger RNA, 4960 nt
Organism: Rhagoletis zephyria (snowberry fruit fly)
Lineage: Eukaryota; Metazoa; Arthropoda; Insecta; Diptera; Tephritidae
Gene: FANCI
Product: Fanconi anemia complementation group I
Biological process (GO): DNA repair
Molecular function (GO): DNA polymerase binding
Source: RefSeq, a predicted model, not a curated record
UGUGUUAGUGCAGGAACGAUAGAUAGUUCAUUUCACCAUGAAGGGAGCGGUGCGAGAGAGACAACUGUCAGUUUAUCAAACCUUUUAUUAUUGAAUCAUGGGCGCGCAAUUCGCACUAUUCUCAUUUACGUUUUUAAAUAAUUUUAACAACUCGUAAAAUGUUUGCUGUAGAUAAAAAUUGUGAGUUGUCGAGUAUUCUGCGCAUAGACAGAAAGGGAAAAUCUGUGGAGUCUUUAAUUGGUGAAUUCGGCGAAAAGAAGAAUCACCUGGAAUUGCAAAGAUUGGUAGAGGAAACUAACACAACGGCGUUGGUUGAUAUCUUAAAGUCGAAAUUUGGUCGGAAUGAUUGUAUAUCCUUUUGGAGUUAUCUUCUUGAAGGGCUUAGUUUUGGAUAUACUAGCCCAGAUGUCCUUCAAAAGCGCUUUGCUUGUGUUAAAUGUAUGUUAGAUACAUUACAAACGGUAGAGUUGAGCUACAAACAAACUUAUGAUGUGGUAAUUAGAUUGUGCCAUCACCUAUCCACGUUUCCAUCAAAACAAUUGAUUGAAAUUCUGGAAAUAUGUAUCGAUGGUGUACGGAUGGGAGAUCGUAAAUAUAUAUGCUGGAAAGAUUUACUACCGGAUGUUCUGAAUCUUUUGGCCCAACAUCCGCAGAUAUUUGUAAAUGGUAUACCAAUGAGAGGAAGUGAAUACCGUGCAAACAUAAUAAGUAGCUUGACAUCUUUGCGGUGGCCGAUAGAGAUUCUAACGCCGCUUGCAGAUUUGUUUAAGGGACUAGGAUUAAAAAGUGCUGAAAAGAUUGCAGUACUAAAUAAGUUUGGUGUAAUGCUACAAACUUUGUCUCCUACCGAGCUGCCCGCGUUGGCUUUUCAGUUAUUUUCUAUGUGCUCAACAUGUUCAGAAAUUAUGAUAUUACUUCUCGCUUUCGAAAAAUAUUUUCACCGUUUUUAUUAUAAGAAAUUGUUUGCUGAUAUGCAAAGCAAUUCAACCGACUUUGAUAGCAUAGAUGCCUAUUCCGACAAGGAACUGCGAGAAGCUGAGGAGACCAUUUUACAUCAUUUGAAUUAUUGCACACAGUUUAAAAUAGGCGAAAUACAAAUGGCUGCUGUUCUGCGAAAUUUGAACUCGAUGCCCGAUAUAAUUUUGACUCCAUUUAUGCUAAGCGCCAUAAUAUCAUUGACUUCUGCUAACCGUGAACCCGAAUCUCAUCGUCUGACAACGUCCGUUCUUCUGCACUACCUUCGCAAUGUCAUACACAAUAAUGAGCAUGAGCAAAAGAUGGCAGAAUACUCGGUGUGGUGUCGAGACACUUUACAACGCAAGCAAGUUCAACUUGAUUAUGUUUUUACAGUACUCAUAGAUCAGAAUAAGCAUGGACAAGAUGUGAUAACACCAGGUCUGGUUAGUUUGGCGUUUACUUUAUUGAAAGCAAAGGGUAAUGCACCAUUGAACUCACUUGCUAUGAGCUUUCUCACGAAAUUCAUUCGCAAACGUUUUGUAUUCGGACAAGGUAUUGUGAAAAAGUUAGCUGAAUGGAUGGUAGUAGAACAAGAUCAAUAUCAAUUUGGAGAGUGUUUAAUGAUGUUGAGCGUCGCUGAUACUUUUACCCUUUCCGAGUGUGUAAAGACGAUAAAGUAUGUAAUGGAGUUAUUUUUGUGGUUACCUAGCGAACAAUCAAUGCGUAUGAUGUCUUUUAUACUACCAAUUCUAAAACUUUCCGCAAUUGUUCGUGACUCAUUCAUUGAAGUGUUGAGUAAGGCGAUUAACUCGGGUGACCAAAGUAUCCGAUCAAUGGCUGUUUAUGGUUUUUGUAUGAUACUUAAGCAAUUGAACAACAGUAACUCCCAGCGAUCCCAACCUAGAGCUUCAAGUUUUUGUACACAACUUAGUAUUUCCGGAUUCUCUUUGAUGUCUCAGGCGACUUUGGGAAAUCGUCAAAAUCCCAAUCGUCAUUUUGAUUUGCUAACAUUGGAGAUUAUUGGUCUGCUGCGAAGUUGUUUCGCUAACAAUUUACCGAUGAAACGAGUGCUGUAUGAUAACUUACAGCGCGCAGUAGAAUUGAAUCCGAAGCUUGUGCCGCACGUGCUUCAAUUUAUUGAUUGGCAUUUUCGAUCUUUUUUUCGCGUUUCCACAGUGAACGGUGAAGUUGAGGAUUUCUGUGUGUUGUUUGAGAAAGUAGUAUGCUGUGCCACAGAAAAUGCCUAUGAAAUACAGAUACAAGAUAAUCUUGGACUUCUGAUACAGUUUAUUAGCCAUUGUUUGUCUCAAUUUCAGCAAUUCGAUGUUGAAUAUGAUGUAGGGGAAAUGCAAAGAUUAUUACAUUUGGCUGUGAAGAAGGUCAUAAAUAAAGACCUCCAAUUCGAAGAAAAGAAUGACAACUGGAAUCCAUUAAAAAUCGCCUUGCUGGAGCAACAAAUGAACUUUUUGGAGGGUUUAAUGUCAUAUUCAUUGCUUACAUCACAACAAAAUAAUGACAACGUGAAAGAUAUUUUACCUUUAUUUAAAGCUCACUGCAAGCUCAGCGAGGUCCACAAGUCAUAUGCAAGUUUCUCCAGAAAACAGUUACAAAAUAAGAAUAGGAAUGAUAAAGAGAAUGGAGCUACGUUGAAAAACAUAACUGUUAAUGGGGUGGUUGUAAAGAAUUUCAGUAAAAAUAACGUGGAAAAUAUAUGGGACUUGUCCGUCGUGGAUAAAUUGCUACGCGUUUUACAUGAAGACAUCGUGCCAUUUGCCUCUAAUCGGAACACUGUAGCCCUGCGCUCAAGUGUGGAACUGGUCCGUUAUGUGUCAGAAGUAGUGUCGCAAAAAGUGGGAGCUCUGCGUAAUGAACCUGAAUAUAAACAAUUGGCUCAUAGUAGGCGCACGUUAAAGUGUCUUACAGAUAUAACAAAAGUGGUGUAUGAGCGCUGCAUACUUCGCUUACUAGAGUUGUGGGCUAACUUUGAUGAGUAUUCGGCUGCUUUAGGUGCUGAGUGCUUUCAGCAAUGUCUGCAAACUGCAAACACAAUUUAUAAGAAAAAAUUUGUUGAUGUAUUCCUGAAGGGAUUCGAUUUCCAUACUAUUAAUCAUUGUAAGCAAUCCCUCGAAAUUUUGCAUGACGUAAUUGACAAAUUAAUGGAGGACGAACAGCGCAAUGAUCUAUCUAAUUCGCGCAGCGCCACGAAUGAUUAUGAAAAUGCUUACCGUCAGCGAACUUUGUACGCUUUAAUGAAGUGCCUGGAGGUGCUCUAUGAUAAUCUUUCAUUUGAAGAUCGAUUAACUACAGAGUCUUAUUCGUGGCUGCUUAACUUCUGCAAGCGCUAUGAGGUGAAGUCUAAAAAUUUGAGCUUAGUGCACAAGCUUCUAUUCACACAGCGCCAAAAAACACAUUCUGGCGCAUUCUUCAACACGAUAUCAUUACAAUUGUGCGGCAUUUGGGGUGCCGUGACUGACGAAUUAUACGAGAGUGAGUGCCCACCUGCAUUCACCCUGAAGUCCUUAACGAUGGAAAGUGCUGAGUCAUAUUUCACGUAUCUAUGCCAGGCUUUGCGCAAGCAAUUAGAUGACGCAGACUAUUUCAUUCAAAAAGCAAACAACUUAAACUUCAGAUAUCGUCUUAUAACCGAAGACGAGCGAGACAUGUGCCUUAGUCAGCUGCGUUCUAUGGAGCGUUCUAUUUGUUCGCAGCUAGUUCAUAUCUCAAAUGCCUUGAUAAACUUGGCGAACGCUUGCAUUCCUUUGGGUACACUCAUGGACCAACUUUUGAAACUUCUUGUACAACACUACAUGUGUCUAAAAAAUCUGACUAAACACUUUUUGGGAUGCGUUGGAACAUCACAAGUUUGCAUGAAAACCACAAGGUUCGAAUUUCUCUUGCGUGCCGUUGGAAAAUCGCUUCCUACAAACAUUUAUGCGCUCGUCUCUUACAUCGAAGCGAAUGUAAUAGAUAAAGAACAGCCACAGGGUAAACACUCAAAUCCCAAAGCGGAGAGUUCCAAAAUUUUACGAGAAACAAAACUAAUUCCUAAAGUGGUACUACAUCUAGAGACUUUCAAUCGUUUUGUAAUAGUUUUAUCAAAAAAAACUAAUAGCCGCAUAGCAAAUUUUCUGCAUCAAGGAACUGUACAUGAUUUCCGUUUCCAUUCUCAUGCAUUAAAAACGGCUAUAGAACGUACAUUUUCUCAUAGUAGUGAAAUUUCUGUAGAUAGCAGUGUUGAAAGCAUGAAACCAGAAACUGUUGAAGACGACUUUUUGAAGCGCAUAGAAACUAAUACGCUGCCUAAUGAAAAUGAUAAAAAGCGCAAAAAACGCGAUCUCAAUAUACCCUGUCGCAAUGAAAAAGAAGUUAGUGAGAUCGAAAACUGCGAUGGUAAUGUUAACGAGAGGGAGGACAGAGAUGAAUGUGAUGGAACAUCCUCUAGUACCAGCUCCAUAUCGAUGUCAAAAUCAAAUUCAAAACCGUCUAAGAAAACGCAAAAACCGUCGAAACGCAAGCUACGUAGUUGUGAUAAUGACAGUUAUGUCAACUAUAGUGAUGAUAAUGGAGUCACGAAGCAGCCUUUAAAUAUUGCUGAGUCUAAUCGCCGGGUUCGAAAAGUGAUUGGCUGUCAAAGAUUGAAUGAAAAUGAAGCUGAGAGUGAGGCAUGCUCAUCUCCGACACCAGAGAGCGUAGAACUCUUGGAGCAUGAAAGCAACCAGGAAUCAGCCUCACAGUUGUUUAAAAAUUUGGCGAAAAUCAAUAAGAAAGCAAAAAAACGCACACUUCAGGAAACUGAUGAUAAUGAGGGAGUAAAUGUAGUAAACACAAGGCCCUCGAAAAAACGGCGUGGACGCUAGUCGAUAAUAUACAACUACGUACAUAUAUAUUUUUUCAUGUAAUUGAUUCCAAUGGACAGUUGCUCAAAUUUUGAGCUUUUACUAAACUUAUUGAUUGCGUUUCGAUAUUUGGUAAAUAAAAAUGAUUUCCCAAUAUUUAUUUUUUC